AUGGCCGUGUUCGUGCGCUCACUGCCCGGCCUGGAUCCUGCUGUGUUGCAGCAGGUGGUGAGCCUGGGAGGAUCAACAACAACACAGAGUCCCCCGAGUUUGUUGCUGGGGGAAGCCAUUCCUAAGGGCGGUGUGCUGGGGAGGGACGUGAGGGAGGCGGGUGGGGCCUGCCUGCCCUUGUGCGGUGGUGGUGGUGGCGGCCUCCACCCCUUUUAUUAUCUGUUGUUCCUUCACAGUGCUGGGGGCGGGGGGCAGCCCUGGGACAUUGGGAGGUGGGGACGGGCGCUUCCCGUUCUCCCUGCCGCCAACAGCGCUCAUGCUAGUUUCUGGGGCAGGAGUGGAGGCAGCACAGAUAGCGAGGACGAGGAGGAGGAGGACGAGGAGGACGGCGAGGAGGACGGCCAGGGGGCCCAAGAUGGGACCGGGCCCCCCUCUUACCCCAGCCCUGGCCCCCAGCCUCCCAGCCCCAGUUGGGCAGCCGCCUUUGACCCAGUGCCUACAGACACCCUGACCGGCCCCCAAGACUCUGGGGAGGAGGAGCGGCACUCUGGGCCCCCUGCCCCUCAGGGGCCCGUCGGUGUGCCCCAGGACCUCCCCAGCCCGAGCCCGGCCGGCCCCGUGGCCCCCAGCACUCUGCAGCUCAGGUCCCAAGAUCCCGCACCCUCCUCAGCACCUCAGGAAGCCUCAGGUGGCCGCAAAGUAGCGGAGCCCUCAGCCCCCUGCCAGGCCUUGGUCAGCGUCCGGGACCUCCAGGCCACCCUCCGAAGGACAAGCUCCACCCCCAGCCCCUUGGACAGUGCAACCAGAGACCCUGCUACCUCUGUCCCAGCCCUUGGGGCCCCCCAGCCGCCCCAGGCCAUGGAGAGGGAGAAGAGCCCAGAGCCCACGGGGCUCCCGCAGAACCAGAGUGCCCAGGCCCUGCAGCUGCCUGCACUUUCCCUGGGCCGGGAGCUCAAGGACCCUCGCCUGGCCCGCGGCUCUGGGGGCUGGGGUCCCGGCCAAGACGCCUCUCCCGUGACAUUCCCACAAGGCCCUGACAACACUCACGAAACCCCUGCGCCUCCCACAGGCCCUGGGCAGGGGUUUGGUGGGGGUCCAGCUGGGGUCCCCCUCCAGUGCCUGGAGGUCUGGGGUCCAGCCCAGUUGCCAAGUGACCUUGACCCAGCUCCCUCUCCGGCCGCGUGA
This is a messenger RNA of Myotis davidii, 1185 nucleotides long. Its product is annotated as serine/threonine-protein phosphatase 6 regulatory subunit 1-like. The transcript is spliced from 8 exons. The record is from RefSeq and is a predicted model, not a curated record. Lineage: Eukaryota; Metazoa; Chordata; Mammalia; Chiroptera; Vespertilionidae. The coding region runs from base 1 to 1185 and encodes 394 amino acids.